AAAUUGGCCCUUUCAUCAGAGAAACGAGAAAUCUAAGAAAGUAGCAAUGAAUAAAUUUCACUGCUUGUAAAUGUUUGACGAAAUUUCAAUUGAAUAGAAACUCAUUUUAAGGUUGAAUUCAUUUGUAGGUUGAGCCAGAACAAUCGUUCGAAGAAAUUGAACGUUAUCUCGGAUUUCUGAAUCAUAUUGAUGAAUAUUUUGAAUUUGAUUUAACAGCAAUAAUAAAAAUAUCAACAAAAAUUGUAUCAAGAUGAAGAUUUUUAUUCAAUUUUUCACUUAUUUGUUGCUUCUGUUGAUAUUCAAUGGAUUCAUUCAACCCAUUCACAUGUUCACUAAUGAAACGAGUGAAUAUAAUAUUAAACAAGCCGAAUUAUUAAAAAUUGGAUUCAAUCAUGUAUUUUGGGAUUUUGUUAAUUCAAAUGAUCUGGAACCACUUAAAGUAUCAUCAUCAUGUAUCAAAAGUUUAAAUAAUGUUUUUAAUUCAAUGAAGAAAGAUUAUCAAUGGACAUUGCAAUUGUUUGAUUCAUCAUCUAGGUUUAUUAUUGAUUCAACUGAAACUGGUUUCUAUGAUUUUGGUAAUUAUGAUAGAUGUUUAAGUCUUCACUGGAUCAAUGAUGAAACAAAGGAAAGUGAAUUUGGUCAACAUUGUACAAUAUCAAUUUUACCAAAGAUAUCCGAAUCAGAAUACUCUACAAAUAUAUUUACCAGGAAUAAAGUAAUGUCACGAUAUUACGAAGCAGUCUCAAGAUUGGUCUCUGCAUUCCUUCUUCUUGCUCUCAAGAUGAUAUUCAAAAUAUCUUUUCUAAAGUGUAUCUCUAUCAGAAUGUGGAUUGUCGAACCUAAAACUUAUUCGAUUAUUAUUCACUGAUUCAAAUGCAGUCGAUCGAUCACAUUGAUCUUUAAGCACAAAUUUUGUUUGAUCAAUCAUUCAUUAUUAGUUAAUAAGGGUUUAACCAUGGGUUACUAAAGUUUCAGUUGAACGUGUAAGGCCAGUGCAUUAACAUCGCGGCUAUUGAAGUUUUUGAUUGGCAGUAUGUAAAAACUGAUCAAUGUAAAAUUAAGACUACGUUGGUUAAAAAUAUCAUAAAUGCUAAGGGAUAUCAACAAUUAUCAUUAGCUUUUUUGACUAUGAUUGUUGUUAUAAAUUUAUAUGCAACUUGGUUGGAUUGGUCAGUGAAAUCUAGAGGUUGGACUCGACAUUUCUCUCUAAUUCGUAAUUACAAUGGAUUCAUCAAUCCUGUCUCAACAUCAAGAAUGACUUUUUUAACCAAGUUUCAACUGGUAGUUCAUUCUUCAACUUUAACUGUCCAUCUAUUAGUUUGGUUCAUCUGUUGCAAAGGAUGGGGACUUUUUGCCAAUUCAAACUCUAUCAUGAAAAACCGUAACAGCUUUCUGCUGAAAAGUGGGUUAUCUGAUUGGUUUGCAAGUAUGAUUUUUGUUUAUGGAUCGAUAGCUCGCACACUGGGAUACUGGAAGUUCAUUGGACCAUCAACCUCUUUGAUUUCAUCUUUUACUAACAUGUUCAUCAAGAUGCUCGGAAUUAUGCUGACUAUUCUUCCCCUGGCCGCUUUCACCUUCAUCACUCCAUUGUUUUUUGAUGGUCCUGUCAUGUCAAUAUUCAGUGAUUAUACUGCAGAAGCUUGUUUAAGAUCAUUUGGAGCAAACUUUUUAUUUAUACAAAACAAUUAUCGUCCCAUAAUCGAUAUGUGUUUACCACAAACUUGGUCUGUUGCUGUUGAAUUUCAAAUUUUACCUGUGAUCAUUUUAUUGGUUCAUCUUUACAAAAGAUCUCCAAAACUUGCUGUUAUCAUUAACUCAUUAAUAGUAAUAGCUGGAUUAUUAUAUACUGGUAUCUCUGCAUUCAUCAAAGAUUCUCAUCCUCACCCGAUAAUCCGUUCAUUGGAUGUGAGGCCAGUGACCCAUUGGUUUGAGAACGUUUAUUUGCAAACUCCGAUGAUUGUUUGGCUCUACACUCUCGCUCCUUUAGGGACAUAUUUCAUUAUGAAUAAGUAUGAAAAAUCAAAUCCAAUUUUGAUCAAGUUUACUAGUUGUAAUAAACUACUUGCUGCUUUGCUAUUAACAUUACACAUUUUACCAUCGUUUUGGGUUCUUCUGGAAAAUCAUGUCCAUCCACCGUUUUUGAACUUUAUUUAUUUCAUCUUCUAUCGACUUUGCACUGGGGCUGUAUUCACAUUUCCUUUUAUGUGCAAUUCCGAUUCAUUGCGAGAAUUUUUUUCUCAUCCGUUGGACAAAGAAAUUUUUAAUGAAAACAACAAUUGCAUCAAUAAUAGUUUUGAACCAAGUUCUGAAAAGGAGAUUGACCAAGUCGUUCAGACGGAUGAGGACAAUGCAGUCACACAAUUUAGUAAAAAGAUUUCUUCUGGACAGAAGAAUCGUUUGCUCCACUUUUGCUCAACACUCUGGCGAUCCGUAUACUAUGUGCAUUUAAGCAUGAUUAUAUUACGAUAUUCAAUACAGCGUUGGUCACUCAAUUCAGUAGAAGCAUUUUUUUCAAUAAUUAUUGACUGUGUAGCUCUAACUUUUUUCGCAGCAUUUUUCUUUCAGCUAUUUGUUGUCGGUCCAGUUACCAGUUUCAUUGAAACUAUUAUUAUAAAGUUAAAGCCACAGUUGAAACUUAAAGCAAAAUAAUCAAAGGUAACUAAUGCACACAAUGCAAUUGAUUUGUGCGUGAGUUUGUCUGUGAUCAAUAAAAUACAAUAAAUUAUUUUUCAAACUAUUCAA
Messenger RNA from Tetranychus urticae (two-spotted spider mite), 2742 nucleotides. The record is from RefSeq and is a predicted model, not a curated record. NCBI's taxonomy places the organism in Eukaryota, Metazoa, Arthropoda, Arachnida, Trombidiformes, Tetranychidae.